AAACUGCAUAAGCUCUCCCAACUUGCACUAAACAUGCCAUUGAGAAGCUGAAAUAUGGUUGAUUUGUUACAGAGCUUCUUCGGAGAUGAUAAUGGCGGUUUCUGCUUCCAUGGCUGAGCUUUUGAGUUCUGGAUUGUUUCUUUUUUGAUCGAUUUGCAUUAAGCGCGUCUACGGAUUUUGUCUGUUCUACGCUGGAGUUUGAUAUUUUUGUUUUGGUAUGAUUCAGAAUUUUUAUUUUUAUUUUUAUUUUUUUUAGGAGAUUAUGGUGUGUGGAUUCGGAUUACAGAAGCAGUUUCUUCGUUUACAUUUAGAUCUGAUUAUUACCUAUGAUUGUCUUUCUUUUCUUUGGAGAUUACUUCGACUUUUAGCAUUUUCUACCUGACUUUAGUUUUGGCUGUCUGUUAGAGUUGAUCAUGCAUAUUUCAGAUUGUAUAAAUUUUGCUCCAGGCUUCAUAGUUUAUUUGGUUUUUGUCGAUUAUGAUGAUUGGGACAUGAUUCUGACUGAGUUUGAUGCCAAGUAUUAUGGAACAAGCGUAUAUGGUAUUUUCAAUCUUUGUCAUUCAUCAUGAUUGGUCUUUUUAAAUCUGGUUGGUGGGGGCAAUGUUAAGAACAAUGGUCUGCUUGUUAGAGAGACGUCAGAAGAGAAUAACAGCAUGUGUCAGGAGAAAAAGAGGGUAAGCAAUGGAGUAGUUAGUGAAGGGCAGGGCUUAGGUUCAUCUGAGGAAAAUGAAUCAAGGGUUGAUGAUGCAACAGCUAGAGGGGCAGCGGAGGUCCAAGAUGGUUUGGAGAUAUCACAACAACAACCUCAAGGUCCUGUGAUACGUUGGGAGAGGUUUCUUCCUAUUAGAUCACUGAAGGUUCUCCUAGUGGAGAAUGAUGAAUCAACACGUAAUGUUGUUAGUGCCUUACUAUGGAAUUGCAGCUAUGAAGUUUCAGCUGCUGCAAAUGGUCUUCAAGCAUGGAAAAUCCUAGAAGAUCUGACUAAUCAUGUGGAUCUUGUCCUAACAGAGGUAGCCAUGCCUGUUGUAUCAGGGCUUGGUCUUUUAAGCAAGAUCAUGAGCCACAAAUCUUUCAAGAAUAUUCCUGUCAUAAUGAUGUCAUCUGAUGAUUCCAUGGGUCUAGUCUUUAACUGUUUGUCAAAGGGUGCUGUUGAUUUUUUGAGUUCAUGGACAAAAAGGGCAGCUGAAGCUGAGAGCUCUCAACCAACGUCACCCUCAAAUCAAUUGCCUGAUGCUCCUGAUAGCAUUGGUGGCCAGGCAAUCCGAGCAAAGCCUGAAACCUGUGGCAAUCAAUGUGUAUGCGUUUCUGAGUCAAAAGAAUGCCAAGAAGAGGAUGAACAGAAUGAUGAUUCUCCAAUGGGAAAGGACUUGAAAAUAGGAGUUAAAAGAAAUCCAGCUUUAAAAGUUGGACAUCAAUGUGAAUGUGACAAUUUAUCUACACAUAAAACAAGCAAAAGGCAGAAUGGAGUGCUUGAAACAGAUUGUAAGCAGUUGCUGGAGAGUGGACAGAUGGAGCAGAGGGAAAAUAUGAUUGGCAAAGAUCUAUCUCCUACCAUCAUAUCUGGAAUUGCUAAUUAUAAAGCAUGCUGUAAUUCUGGAGAGGCACCAUCCUUUGAACUAACUCUGAAAACACCACCAGGAGAUGGAGCUAGUCAAAAUGCUACAAAUGAUGGCCAAAAUGCUUUGAGGCAUUCAGAUUCUUCAACUUUCUCCAAAUAUCAUACUGCUUCUUCUGCUAAUCAGGCUCCGACCAGAAAUGUAGGAAGCAAUUCACCAUUUGACACAGUUGAUGCACAACCUAACGGCUCAAACCAGUUGUUCACCGUCCAGCAUGGUUAUUAUCACCAUCCAGUUGAGAAGAUGCAGCGGCAGCAGUCACUGACAGAGACUGCAUUUAAGUGUACGGCAAUAACAGCCAUGCAAUGUGGCUCAUCAAAUGCGUUUGAAGGGCCCAUUGAAUGUAAUGUUGUAAACUACAGUGUAACUGGAAGUGGCUCAGGGAGCAACCAUGGUAGCAAUGGACCUAAUGGUGGCAGGAUUUCUGCCAAUGCUGAACAGACAAAUGUGGAAAGUGACUAUGGGCCAACUGGAAGCAGUGAAGCUGGUGAUAUCAGUGUGAGAAUCAGUUCAAGUGGUGUGGAUGAAGGUUGGGCUGCACAAAGAGAGACUGCAUUGAGCAAAUUUUGUCAGAAAAGGAAAGAAAGAUGUUUUGAAAAUAAGGUCCAAUAUCAGAGCAGGAAAAAAUUAGCAGAACAACAACCUCGUGCCAAGGGACAAUCUGUUCCGCAGACACUGUCUGAUUCAGAAGAAGGAAGGAAGGAAGGAAGGAAGGAUUGCCCAAGCAGCAAUGUCACAUCUAGGGACAAUUCUUGUGACAACCCUAGAUAACACCAGCUCCAGCAGGUUUGCAGACAGUGCUAUAACUUAACCCUUAUCCCGGCUGGUGCAUGUGGAUAUAUGUAUAUGAUAUUGGCAUUGGCUGUGUAACUAGGAAAGAAGAUGUUAAUAAGAGCUAAUGUGGGGUAGGGUUGUCAAAAUAGAUCUCUGGUUCUUGGGCUCAUAUUAUUGGAGUGUCACGGUCUUUACGCUGUUCUGUCACACUUCAGUUUCUGUUUUGCAUGUUCGCUCCCUUGUGAUAUCCAAGGGCAAGGAUAGAAGAUUUGAAGUUUCUUAUUCUCAAAAAAGGGGGAAAAAAAAGGGAGAGAGAUAGAAGAGUUGCAUUCAGAAACUUUAGUGGAUUCUUUUCUUAUGAACCCUUCUUUUCUUAUGAACCAAGGGAAUUUUGAAAAAAAGAACAAAAUAUUGCAAUCGUUUCAAUGAAGAUUUAAAUCUUAGGAUAAGUAAAGAUAUUUUAUAUACAUUAUUAGCCUAUUAAAAGCUGCUAGCACAAACUUUGUCGCGCGGCUAAACUUAGCGAAUACCUUAGAGUGUAUGUUGUUGUAAAACUUUAAUGACCUCAUAAAAUAAAUGCUUCUCGUUGUA
Rubroshorea leprosula is the source of this 2981-nucleotide messenger RNA. The record is from the annotation of a GenBank genome assembly. Lineage: Eukaryota; Viridiplantae; Streptophyta; Magnoliopsida; Malvales; Dipterocarpaceae.